UCUUGAUCGAUCCAUUCGAUCUCUCCUUAAAUCCACCGUGAUCAUACAGUAGCGCUCACUCGAAAAUCUCUGCAAACCUCCUCUUCUCAACCAGACCACACACAUCGAUCCCCAUAGGCAGGCAGAGUUCAGCUUACCUUACGUGCAAGCCAUGGCCAACAAGCUGAUCCUGAUCCUAUCAGCCGCAUCAUUGUUAUUGGUGUCUCUUGAGCUCGCCGGCGUGGCCGCGACGACGACGCACCUCCGGUUCUACAUGCAUGACAUCGUGACAGCCUUGCCGCCGUUAUACCCGGUAGCGACGGCGGUGCCGACGGUCAAGGGCGUGACCUUGCUGCCCAACGACCCGAUCAACCGCUUCGGAGACACCUAUGUCAUCGACGACUCGCUGACGGAGGGCCCCGAAGCGGAUUCCCGCCUCGUCGGGAGGGCGCAGGGGUACUACAUGUUCGCAUCCCAAACGGACCCAUCGCUGCUGCUCAGUGCCAACAUGGUGUUCACGGCAGCCGCCGGGAAGCAGUACAACGGCAGCUCUGUGGCCGUGCUCGCCAGGGAUGCCAUCCUUGAUGCCGUGAGGGAGCUGCCUGUCGUCGGCGGCACCGGCGUGUUCCGGGGCGCGAGGGGUUACGGGCUUCUACGGACGCACUCCUUCAACCUCUCCUCCAACAACGCCGUGCUACAAAUCGACGUGUACGUGCAGGUGUAGGCGCACGAUUAAUAUGGCUUCUUGUAUGGUCAACGAUAUGUGUGUCGAUUUCUCCUCUAGAACUUGACUAAAAUGUGGGUGGUCUGCUUAUUGGUGAAAGGCUGAGUGUGCGCGCGUGUUGUGAUCGUCUGCGUUUGUACCGUGUUUUUCAAAAAAGAAAAAAAAAGCUUGACUGGAAUGUGGGCGGUGUGCUUGUUGGUCUGUGAUCUGAGUAUAUAUAUGUCACUCAUCAGCGAGUUUGUCCCGAAUCUAGAAAAAUAAAUGCAUCAUCGAGUAGUGAACUUUCA
Messenger RNA from Brachypodium distachyon (stiff brome), 990 nucleotides. RefSeq names its product dirigent protein 21. The record is from RefSeq and is a predicted model, not a curated record. Lineage: Eukaryota; Viridiplantae; Streptophyta; Magnoliopsida; Poales; Poaceae. The transcript has a single exon. Bases 152 to 703 code for a protein of 183 amino acids.